GGGGAAGUCCUAGAUGCUUUACAGUCCCCAGCAGGCAGUGCCCGUCUAGAGGAAGCACGAGAAAGCUCUGGGAAUGAUCUGGGAAAGGUACUUCAGCUACUUCUGCCAACGGCUGUACAAAUUCAACAAGAUGUCCUGCAGAACUAUGGAUUCAGCCCUGAUGGGGAGGGUGUUCUCAGGUUUGCUCGCCUUGUGAAGUCCUUUGAGUCUCAGGACCCCGAGAUUGCAGCCAUGUCCAACAAGCUGAAAUCCUUCUUUCUACCUCCAUUACCCCUUCCUCCACAUGCCGGGCAUCCAGUCCCAUCAUCCUGAACUCCGGAAUAGCAAAGUAUCUUCAAACUAGACUUUUUCUCCAUUCCCGAGUCCCCAGCUGUUUCAAACCCUUCCCAGUCGUUUAAGUGUUAAUACCUGUCCUAUUAUUAAAUGUUUCUAUUUAUCUUC
Pelobates fuscus (common spadefoot toad) is the source of this 441-nucleotide messenger RNA. It is a transcript of the gene C10H12orf57, whose product is annotated as chromosome 10 C12orf57 homolog. The annotation marks the transcript as partial. The transcript has 2 exons. NCBI's taxonomy places the organism in Eukaryota, Metazoa, Chordata, Amphibia, Anura, Pelobatidae. The record is from RefSeq and is a predicted model, not a curated record. Gene Ontology annotation, biological process: post-embryonic development.